CCUGAUGUGGGUUGUGGAUCAACUUCUUGUGCGAAGGAAGUGCGUCCUAUCCGAUAUCUCCACUCCGAUGGCGCUCGCAUCAUUGUUUCGGUUGAUACACCGGGGUACGAUGAUACAUUGAUGACAGAUUUCCAGGUUCUUGGGACAAUCGCACAGUGGUUGAAUGCGGUCUACAACAAAAACAUUAAGUUAAGCGUUAUCCUGUAUUUCCAUCGGAUUUCCGACCACAGAAUCAGUGCAUGUAUUAUCACUUCCUCUCCUCAUAGACCCGGUAGCCACUUCUUGUCAUGAUCCAGAGAUGUAAAAUAAAAGCAUCCAUGUGUUGCGUAUAC
Molecule: messenger RNA, 332 nt
Organism: Pisolithus orientalis
Lineage: Eukaryota; Fungi; Basidiomycota; Agaricomycetes; Boletales; Pisolithaceae
Exons: 2
Coding region: 121-291 (56 amino acids)
Source: RefSeq, a predicted model, not a curated record